UUCCAUCAAAUUGUCGCUCUUCAUUCAUUCAUCCUUCCAUUGCGCUUAUACCAGAAGCAGCUCCCUCCCUUUAUACUAUUUUACUAGUUUUUAUUUUCAACUUCAUUGCCUUUUUUUAUUCACAAUGACAACUGCAAUGUUCAAAACUGGGAUGAAUAGGUCUCUACUCAAUAGAGACUUUUUCCAAGUGAUCCUUGAUCGCGCUUAUGGCCCCAAUAAAGCUCGACCUAAAGCUUGGUCUGAGCAAGAGCUAGAUUCAUCCGCUAGUAUUCUGAGCAACAUUAGUUCUGGAGAUCAAGAUCAAGACGACGAGAUUGAUGAUUUUGAUGUGGACAGGAGUAGUGACGCUCCCUCUUCUUUCUCAGCACAGUCAACAGCAGCAGAAGCAAAACAUUCAUGUCCAAGGGGUGAUAUGACGGGACAUUUCCUCUACAAGAUUGAAUACAGCAGUAUUACAAGCGAUAGUAGCACACAUUCAUCCAAUACACUUUUGCCAGAUUGCCAUAGUAACUUUUACCCUUCCAUCAACCAUUUACCAUCACCACAGAGCCCCCUUCCCACCUCCACUGGCAGUCGCCUGGGGUCAGGACUACAGCCGGGAUUGAAGCCGCUAUUUUCCCCUGCAGCGAGGGAAGCUCGGGCUGCUGGCGAACUCUGGACUGUUAUCAAGUCUAAGCCCAUCGACACGGCCCUAAUUGAAUUAACCAAUAUCAUGGCUCAAUUACAGGGAGGUGAGGUUGCGGAGGAAUAUGACCUGGUAAAGGAUCUGACCGGGUUCAGGAACAGCCACAUCCGAGAAAUCGAGCUUGCAGAACUGACAUGGAAAGUUGGUGGUCCUAUGGCCAGGAUAUCGACUAAAGUCUAUAAUGUCCUUCGGAACGAUUCUCAGCAGUUAUAUGCGCUUUGCUUAGAGUACCUGGAUCCCUCUCAUGGAAACAUCACGCAUAUGAACAGCACCGAACAAGCAUUGGCGGUCUGGUCGCCUGAACAUAUUCAUCUAGUUCUUCGCGAUCUCGCCUCAUUUCACGCUCAGUUUUUGGGUCAGGAGAACCGCCUUAUGAAUAUGAGCUUCUUGGAGAACCCAUCGCGUGCAAUGAUGAAGGUGUUGAGGCCCGCUUAUGAGGCCAUGGUCAAGGCUAACCAUAGGAAUGCCCCUGAUCUUUUUAGUGAAUUCUUGUCCCAAAAUAUGCUCGAUUAUCUUGGGCGUUCGAAUGAAUACUGGGGAAUCCUUGAGAAAAGUCCGAGGACUUUGGUGCAUGGCGACUUCAAUACUCGCAACAUCUGCCUUCGUCGCGAGCCAAGCACCGGUGCACAAGCCCUAUGUGCCUACGAUUGGGAGUUAGCCUGCUGUCAUGUCCCACAACGAGACGUGGUCGAAUUCCUCUCCUUUGUGCUCCCGCCAGGCUCGAACGAUUGGUCGCAUUACAUUGAGUAUCAUCGACUAGCCCUUGAGGCCUCAUAUGAGAUUCAGCAACGCUUGUGUCAACGGGAAAGGGACGUGAAUGCACCUUCAGCUCCAAUAGUUUCAUCACCAAUCCGUAUUCCCUCAUCGAAAGAAUACCUUGAAGUUGCCAAGAUUGCUCUUUUGGAUUUUGCAUCGCUCAGAAUAUCUAUGUAUGGUAUCUCUAAUUCUUUCAAGCAGGUGAAUUGGCUUCCGCGGAUUGUCCAAUCACUGGAAGAGCAGAUCAAGCGUUUUGGGCCUCCUCGUCGACACCAGAGUCGAAUCCUUCGUGAAUCUAAGCUUUGAAGGAUAAACAGGAUCAAUAGCAAAUCAAUAGUCAAAUAGGUUUAACAAAUAUCAUAG
Lobosporangium transversale is the source of this 1804-nucleotide messenger RNA. RefSeq lists its product as hypothetical. Bases 125 to 1747 code for a protein of 540 amino acids. Lineage: Eukaryota; Fungi; Mortierellomycota; Mortierellomycetes; Mortierellales; Mortierellaceae. The record is from RefSeq and is a predicted model, not a curated record. The transcript has 2 exons.